Messenger RNA from Pleurotus ostreatus (oyster mushroom), 1167 nucleotides. RefSeq names its product Leucine aminopeptidase 1 (gene LAP1). The coding region runs from base 1 to 1167 and encodes 388 amino acids. Gene Ontology annotation, molecular function: metalloexopeptidase activity. NCBI's taxonomy places the organism in Eukaryota, Fungi, Basidiomycota, Agaricomycetes, Agaricales, Pleurotaceae. The record is from RefSeq and is a predicted model, not a curated record. Gene Ontology annotation, biological process: proteolysis. The transcript is spliced from 18 exons.
AUGGUCAAACUCUUGCUGCAUUCCGUCUGUCUCGCGCUGGCCGUGUCCGCUGUUCCUGCAGGCCCACACGACUCGCAAAUGCCACUUGGCUCGUCGGUGACUGGCUUUGACCUUGAUUUGUCGGAACAACGUCUGGUACAGCUUGAGGGUCAAGCGCCACAAUGGAUCUCGGAAUUGGACAAGAUCCAGCUCAAGGCCAAGAAUGUCAAUUUCUUUGACAUCACGGACGCGCAAGAACUGGGACAUUCCAUUGUUGCGAGGCCAUUACUCAAGUCUUCUUUUCCCUCCCCCAACGCCACCAAGAAGGUCGAAUCGGUCUUGAAGACCCUCUCUACCGAAGGCCCCAAGAGUAAUCUUGAGAAGUUCACCAGCUUUCGAACCAGAUACUAUCGCAGUGACACGGGCAGGCAGAGCCAGCAAUGGCUUUUGGCCCAGAUAUCGAAGAUAACAGCAGACUGGUCAUCCAAGUCAUUGCGCAAAUUGAUCAACGUUUCCGAAUUUCCACACUCCUGGGGACAGAAUUCCAUUAUCGUCAGGAUCAAUGGUUCUUCGACAGUUGACGAUAGCGUCGUUGUUAUCGGAGCACAUCAAGACAGUACGAACAUGUGGCCCUUUUUGCCAGCUCCUGGAGCGGAUGAUGACGGCUCGGGGAGUGUGACUAUCCUUGAAGCGUACCGUGCUUUGAUUGCCGCCGACUUCCAUCCAACUCGCAGCGUUGAGUUCCACUGGUACUCUGCCGAAGAAGGUGGUUUGCUUGGUUCGCAAGCAGUGGCGAAAGAUUACGCUGCUCGGUCGGUUAAUGUGCUCGCAAUGAGUCAGUUUGAUAUGACAGCAUGGGUGAAGAGAGGCACCCGUGAGGAAGUGGGAGUAAUUAGUGACUUCGUUGACCCAAGUCUCACCGCGUUCAACAAGCAACUUGUGGAGAAGUACCUGGAUAUCCCUUUCGUGGAAACGAAAUGUGGUUAUGCAUGCAGCGAUCACGCCUCAUGGUCGAAGGCCGGGUACCCCAGCAUUUUCACCAUAGAGAGCUCCUUCGAGAACUCCAACAAACACAUUCACUCUGCCAACGAUCGCAUCGACAUCUCCGACGAGUUUAGCUUCUCGCACAUGUUGGAGUUCUCAAAGCUUGCUGUUGCGUUCGCAAUCGAAUUGGGUGGUUGGAACUAA